CUCAGUGUGGAUGUAGGGGAGAUAUUAUGAGGCCGGUGUCAUUAGGCGAUUGCUGUUGAAUGAUUGAAUGUUUUUUUCUUUUUUUUUCUCUCUGUGAUUCUCUCUUGUACUGCGGUCAUUCCAUGGUGUUCCGAUCUCCUCUAGAGCUCUAUCCCACCCACUUCUUCCUGCCAAACUUCAGCGAGCGCUCCCUGCUCCUGGCCAGCGGCAGCGGCGGCGGCGGCGGAGGUGGCGGCUCCCGAGCCCCCGAAGAGCUGUCAAUGUUCCAGCUGCCCACACUCAACUUCUCCCCGGAGCAAGUGGCCAGCGUGUGCGAGACGCUGGAGGAGACCGGGGACAUCGAGAGGCUGGGGCGCUUCCUGUGGUCCCUGCCCGUGGCCCCGGGGGCGUGCGAGGCCAUCAACAAGCAUGAGUCCAUCCUGAGAGCCCGGGCGGUGGUGGCCUUCCACACGGGCAACUUCAGGGACCUCUACCACAUCCUGGAGAACCACAAGUUCACCAAGGAGUCCCACGGGAAGCUGCAGGCCAUGUGGCUGGAAGCCCACUACCAGGAGGCCGAGAAGCUCCGGGGGCGCCCCCUAGGACCCGUUGAUAAGUACAGGGUGAGGAAGAAGUUCCCCCUGCCCAGGACCAUCUGGGAUGGAGAGCAGAAAACCCAUUGCUUCAAGGAGAGGACUCGCAGCCUGCUGAGGGAGUGGUACCUACAGGACCCUUACCCCAACCCCAGCAAGAAAAGGGAACUAGCCCAGGCCACUGGCCUCACCCCUACCCAGGUGGGCAACUGGUUCAAGAACCGAAGGCAAAGAGACAGAGCGGCGGCUGCAAAGAACAGGCUUCAGCACCAGUCUAUCGGACAAAGCGGCAUGAGGUCGUUGGCAGAUCCGGGUUGCCCUACACACAGCUCGGCAGAGUCACCCUCCACAGCGGCUGCCAGUCCGACCACCAGUGUGUCCAGCCUGGCAGAGCGAGCCGAGACUGGCACCUCCAUCCUGUCAGUAACCUCCAGCGACUCAGAAUGUGAUGUAUGAUAGCUAGGCAGACCCACUCAUGCCAGACCUAGAAGGGACUGAUAAUGGACCUGAACUUCCAGGGACUGUCACAUAACUAGAGGACGUAAAAAAAGGUGACACCUAGACUCCUAAAGGACAAGCACGACGUCUAUUUGCGCUUAUUAUGGACGCAUGGCCACUUGCAUGAAUCAUUUGUAUGUGGGGACUUUAUUCAGAAACCUCUCCGUUCCAAAAACAAAACAAAAAAACCUACCCAGGAUCUUCAGGAAGAGGAAACACACUCAUAUCUCGACCUCUCCUCAGUUUUUUUUGUUAUUUAUUUUUUUUGUCGACUUAUCCUCUCUGUCUGUCAAAAAAA
Molecule: messenger RNA, 1368 nt
Organism: Nanorana parkeri
Lineage: Eukaryota; Metazoa; Chordata; Amphibia; Anura; Dicroglossidae
Gene: SIX3
Product: SIX homeobox 3
Exons: 2
Coding region: 60-1028 (322 amino acids)
Biological process (GO): regulation of transcription by RNA polymerase II; brain development; eye development
Cellular component (GO): transcription regulator complex; nucleus
Molecular function (GO): DNA-binding transcription factor activity, RNA polymerase II-specific; RNA polymerase II cis-regulatory region sequence-specific DNA binding
Source: RefSeq, a predicted model, not a curated record